Molecule: messenger RNA, 1991 nt
Organism: Vespa velutina
Lineage: Eukaryota; Metazoa; Arthropoda; Insecta; Hymenoptera; Vespidae
Gene: PIG-B
Product: GPI mannosyltransferase 3
Exons: 2
Coding region: 119-1597 (492 amino acids)
Biological process (GO): GPI anchor biosynthetic process
Cellular component (GO): endoplasmic reticulum membrane
Molecular function (GO): alpha-1,2-mannosyltransferase activity
Source: RefSeq, a predicted model, not a curated record
AAACAAUCUAAUCAAUUUUCUUCUGCCGAAUGUACAUUUAAUAUACAUUUACGAACGUUAUGAAAUAUAAUUUUGAUCAAUGGACAACAGUGGAUAAGACUCUUUGUUUAAAGUAUACAUGAUGUAUUUUCCAACAAAUUGGAAGACAUUUUUGUUUCUACUUUUAUGGAGGUUAAUUUCUGUUUUCAUUGUACAAACUGCUCAUGUGCCAGAUGAAUAUUGGCAAUCUUUGGAAGUCGCCCAUCAUCUUGCCUUUGGAUAUGGAUUUCUCACAUGGGAAUGGACUGCAAAAAUCCGUAGUUAUGUUUAUCCAUUUUUGAUAAGUUUUUUAUAUAGGCUAUUAGCUAUUUUUUCUUUAGACUCGGUUAUAAACCUAAUAAUAGUACCAAGACUAUUCCAAGCUACGAUCAGUGCUUAUGCAGAUUACAGAUUUUACAAAUGGACCAAAAACAAAUGGAUGUUAUAUAGUUUAUGUAUUAAUUGGUAUUGGUAUUAUUGUGCAACACGUACACUUAUUAACUCGUUAGAAACUUCUUUUACUAUUAUAGCUUUAUCCAUGUUUCCAUGGCGUAACAGUAAUAUAAAAAGUGCUAAAUUUCUAUGGAUAGUUGGUUUUCUUUGUACAUUAAGACCAACUGCUGCUAUCGUAUGGAUACCCUUAUGUAUAUAUCAUUUUUGUACUAGUUUACAGAAAAAAGUAUUAUUAAUUUGUCAGUAUGGAAUAGUUGGUACUAUAUGUCUCUUAAGUUCUGUGAUAUUAGAUAGUUAUUGUUAUAAAAGUUUUACAAUAUCUUCGUUAGAGUUUUUCCGUUUAAAUGUACUACACGCGAUAGGUGAUACAUAUGGAAGAAAACAUACAUUGUGGUAUAUAUUUUCUGCCUUACCUGUCCUUCUUGGACUUCAUUGCAUUACAUUCUUAGCAACGCUAUCGCAAAUAAUUAAACGUUCUAAACAAUUUCAUAGAGAGGCAGUUAUGCUAGCAGUAAUUGGAUGGACGAUUGGCAUUUAUUCAUUAUUGUCUCACAAAGAAUUUCGCUUUCUAUUACCACUUUUGCCAAUGUUUAUAUACAUAAGUACAAGUUGUACCAUUCAUGUUAAAAUUAUUUCUAGAGCAUUAUUGAGAAAAAUCUUUUUAUCUCUCUUAUUAAUAACCAAUGUAAUUCCAGGACUUUACUUUUCUCUGAUUCAUCAACGUGGAACAUUAGAUAUAAUGAAUAUCCUACAAACUGAUUUGGCUAAUGAAAAUUCUACGUCUGUAAAUAUAUUAUUUCUAACACCUUGUCAUGCAACACCUUUAUACAGUCACUUGCACGUCAAUGUGACCACUAGAUUUUUAACUUGUGAGCCUAAUUUUAAAAAUUCUAAAGAUUAUAUAGAUGAGGCAGAUCAAUUCUUUGAAAAUCCAAUGGUUUGGAUUAGAAAUAACUAUUUACAAAAUGAAAACUUAAUACCUAGUCAUGUAAUAGUGUUUGAUAAGAUUCCAUCAAAGAUAAAAGACUUUCUUGAAAAUUAUAGAUUAUUAAGCAAAGUCUUUCACACACAUUUUCCACAAUCAAAUUAUGGAAAAUAUGUAAUGUUAUACAAACGUAUAGAUUAAAUCAGAUUUAUUAAAAAAAUAAAUUAAAAUUACUAUUAUCUGAUCUAUUAUAGUUAACCAUGUGUUUUUAAAAACAGUUGUUUACAUAACUAAACACAUAAAAUUUAUAAGGCUGUACUUUCAAAAUUAUAAAAUAUAAUCUCAUUUUAGAAAUGAUAUAAUACUUCAUUUCUAAGCAAUGUGGAAUAAAGUUUUCACUUCUUUCUAGUGUUGUAACUUACAAUUUAACUACAGAAUAAAUCCGAUAAUAGUAACGAAUAUAACUUUCAAAUAAUUAUCAUGAGAGAAUGUAAUAGAAGUUUCGUUUUAUUUUGAUCAUACCACGAUGUACAUUAUAUAUGUGUAUAUAUAUAAUAUAUAUAUGCAUAUAUAUAUAUAUAUAUAUAUGCAAACU